GUUCAACAAUGAAACAAGUCAAAACAAGAAGAGAGAUGCUGUGAAAAGCAAGUAUUGCAGUCAGUGGAUAGCCGUUGUAUUACUAGUUUACCUUUCUAUGACAUAGCAGAGUAUAAUUAGAUUGUCUGAGUUUAUUUUGGGGGGUACGUUAGCAAGUUAUUGGUGAUAUUUAAUCUUUAUCUAGUUAUAGUAGCUAGAUACCCAGUAACGUUAGGUUAGUAAGGACAAACACAUAUGCGUUGCAUUAAUUGACCCUGAUAGCUAUAUAAGGUCGGCUACAUUAUUCAGACUAUCCUUGGCAUAGUCACCGUUUGGCCUACGUACGUGGACGGUGUUGUACAGUGAACUGGGGAGGCGUGUCAAGUGUUACGACAUAAUCAGCUCGAGUCGACAUUAUAGAGGACGACGAGCUACCGUUUGGCGAGUCAGUCUCUUGAAGUGAGAACAAAGUCGUUGUGAUAUCUUAAAACCUGCAAAACUAGUAUUUUUGUAAAAGCUUAAAGCUUUGAAAAUGUCUUUGGCUGACCAAAGUCAGCAGUGGUAUCCCACAAGCGUACAGGUGACCGUGUUCCAAGCCAGGAAUUUGAGGAUCAAAGGAAAGAAUGGAACCAACGAUGCCUAUGCCAUCAUGCAGGUGGCCAAAGACAAGUUUUCUACCUCGGUUGCCGAAAAAUGUGUCGCACCGGUAUGGAAGGAAGAGGCAACGUUUGACCUGCCACUGUUCCACCAUGGCAAUGCUGAACGCUGCACACUAUACAUCAUAGUAAUGCACAGAGCUCUGGUGGGACUGGACAAGCUCCUGGGACGAGCUGUGAUCAACCUACUUGAUCUACACGAUAACAGCGCCCGCAAAAAGACCGAUUGGUACAAACUGCUGGAUAAGAAUGGGAAGGAGGACAAGGUCAGAGGGGAAGUGAUGAUGGACAUCCAGUUCAUGAGAAACAACUUAACAGCCAGCAUGUUUGACCUUUCCAUGCAAGACAAACCACGCUCCCGCAUCGGAAAGCUCAAGGACAAAGUGCGUGGGAAAAAAAAGGACAGCUUCUCUGACUCGGCCUCUGCAAUAGUGCCCUCUUUCAGCCAGGUAGUCACUGACAGCGAGGGAGAGGCUGACUCUCUCUCAGUGUGCCCAGUGUCCCCUGGGGCCAAGAAAAAAUCCAAGCUCAAGUCCCUCUUUGCCCCUAAAUCCAACCUGCAGCGCAACGUCUCCCAGUCCAUGUCCACACUGGGCACUCUUCCUGAGAAGAACGCAUCCCUCGGUGGCAGUCGCUCUUCUGGCCUCAAUGUGGAUUCUCCUGAUGUUAAAAAGAAGUUCACGUUCCUGGGCCACAAGCGCACAGGCAGCAAUGACAGCAAAGUGUCUACAGGACCUUUUUCUCUUCUGGGCAGAUCCAAGCAGAAAGAAGACCCGAACAGCACGUGCAUCAACGGCAAUCAUGUGUAUGCAGAGGAGGUAGAACCCAUGUCUGGGUCCACCCUCAGCCUUAACAGCUCUGGUCAGGGCUCAGUGGAGGAUGUACGAAGCCACAGGCAACCAUCUGACGCCGCCGUGGACUCCUUCAAGGGCGCCCCUGUCAACACCUACAGAAAGGAGUCUGCGGAUAGGGAUAGGGCUCUGCUGGAGCAAAGGCGCCUUCAGGAAGAGGGAGAGAAGAGGCAGGCUGAGGAGAAGAGACAUAAUGAGGAGAAACAAAGAGUGCAGCUCAAGGUACUGCAGGAGGAGGAACGCAAGAAACAGGAGGAGCAGGAGAGAAGGUUCCAGGAGGAUGAGGCAAGGAGGAAGAAGCAACAGGAAGAGGAAGAGGACCGGAAGCGGCUAGCGGAAGAAAGAAGGCGGCUGAAGGCGGGUGAGCUUCAGAGGCUGGGGGAGGAGCAGAGGCAGCAGGAGGAGGCCAAGAAGGCAGAGGAGCAGAAACAACAGGAGGAGGCCUCUGUGACUGAGAGGCUGUCCUCUCUGUUUGGUAUGAUCAGGAAGAAGGAAGAGCUGCAGCAGAGUGUCGCCAAUGAGGUGAGGCCCAACCCAUCUCCCAGUCACAGCACCAGAGAUUUGGAGGUCCCUGUUCCUGCCCCUCGCCAUGCUGCCAACCCAUUCAAGAAUAUUCUCCUCAGCUCAGACCCUCCAAUCCCAUUUGAGGAGAGCCCGGUGGACCACCAGAAGGGUGUUUGCGGAACCAACACCCCGAGCGCUGCAGUCUUCAACUCCAACCGCACUGCCAAGGUGUCUGCAGUCAAGCCCAGGCCUCACCCAGUGAAGCCCAUGAGCUCCAUGGAGAGCCAUGCUCUCAUCAACACCCCAGUGGUGAGAGAGAUGAAGACCUAUGACCGCUCACUGGAAAAUAUGAAGGCACCAGGUAAGGUGGAGAGUGGGCCAUACAGCCAGCUGACCCAGGAGGAGCUGAUUACCCUGGUGGUGAAGCAGCAGACGGAGCUCGCCAAGAAGGACUUCAAGAUCGUUGAGUUGGAGGAGUACAUAGACAACCUGCUGGUGCGUGUCAUCGAGGAGAAGCCCAGCAUCCUGCAAGGCCUCAACUCUCCCAAGCAGGCCCUGUAAGAUGUGAGGAGUGGGCCAGGGAACUGUAGGAUGGAGGGAAAGAUUUAGGCUUCUACUCCAAUGUUCCGUUUAGUUUGUGUGGUUUUAUAUUGCUGUCACUGUCACUUUGCUCAUAUGCACUUUUGUCUCCAUGAGGAGUCAGGCUGAGAUUCAACUUCCAGGUUUCUUUCAGAAUCCGGGAUGCAUGCUGGAAUGCUUUUUUCUAGAACUAAUUAAUGAAUCAUUCCAGGCUACUAUUAUUUGACCAGCUUUUGCUCUUGUUGUAACACUACGCUACUGGAAUUCAUUUUAUACUAAUUUACCGUAUGCGCACAUUUCUUGUCAUUGGGUUGGUACUUUUUUAAUCAACUUUUUAAAUCGGUCUCCUCUUCAGGCAGAAUAGAACUGGAUGCCCUCGGUAUGUUGAUGUCCAUGUCACUGAUGAAAUGUAUCUGUCCAGGCCUUUGCACAGUGACUCCAUGGUGCCUACAAUUCAGUGGACUUUAAUUAGCUAGUUAUACUUUGAUAUCUGCUCAUCCCAAAGCCUUAACACAGCGCUUCAAUAAUAAGAUGCUAGGGUUUUAUUUUGUUGCAUUCUUAACUUGAUCUUCUUUCAUUGUUUUCUAGGGUUAUGUUUGUCAUUCCUUUCUUUACAUUAUCAUGACUUGCCUUGGUGCUGCUAUACUACUUGGUGUAAUCACAGGAGUUGAUCUAAUACCAAAUAAAAUGGAUAAUAAUUAUUGUGGGGCUCGGUACAAGUUCAUCAACCUUAAUCAGAAAGUCCAUGUUGUGUGGUAGGAACAUGUCGGAUAAACAAUGGUCUUCGUGUAGUUAGCUCGUUGACGCAUUAUUGAACCUGUGAUUGGAUUCUCGUGGUUUGAUUGGAAACCCUCAUCAGUCAACAUUCCUUACUUCAGUUUCUUGCAUUAGUUACCUAAUUACUUUAGUUGUUUAUCCUACCGUCCCCUUGUUACAUUUUGAAGUCAUGGAUAAAUGUGGUUAAAUUUGGCCAGCAACCGAAAGGUCACUGGUUCAAAUCCCUCAAGGUGGAAAGAACUGAUCAUCUUCAUGAGCAAGGAGAGACCUGAUAUUCACUUUUUUAAAUGUAUUUAUUUUUAUCUACUGCUGUUGAAUCACUGAUGUACCCACUGUGCAGUCUUUUCUUUCUAUUGUUUAAAUAUUUAUGCAAAUAUAAGUGCACACACCAUGUCAAAUAUUUAUGCAAGAGUAACUAAGAGUUUAACUUUGAGUAAGAGCUUCCAAUAUAAUUACAUUUUAUAUGGAAAUUGAGAAAAUUUACAACUUCAUAUUCAUUUCCAGCACAACCCCAGCAUCAACAAACAGUAUGUGAAAACCGUGUUUCCUAUGUUUUGUAGUAAAAAUGAGAGCUAAGUGUUUCCCAUUACAUCAAACAAUUAGUAGGCAAUGCCAAAUAAUUGGUGCACAAUGAUGUCAUUGGAAACCAUCUUCCUCCAUCUUUACUACUAAACAUAGAAAUGUGCCAUUUUCACAUGUUGAUGUUGGGGAGCUGCUGGAGAUGAGGAAUAUGAAGUUGAAAUUUCAAUUUAAGCAUUAUGAAUGUUUCAAAAUGAACCUUGUCCCUGUUAGAUGUAAUGCCUUUGGCACUUUGAAGUGCUUAUUAAGCGGUAGGUUUUGACACUGACAAUAGCCUUACAAAUGGUAAGUCUCAAUGUAAUCUACUCAAUGCAUCUUCUGCAACUAUGCCUUCGUGUAAUGUCAUAGCAAUAAGAAAUCUUGUGAAAUAUUCACGUCUAUGAUUGUGCCUUCAAGGGUUUUACACCUAAGAAUUUACUUUUUGUGAUUACUGUAAGUCUGGAUUCCUUAAGAGCUUUUUUUGUUUAUACUGCUUUUAAAUUCAGAGUAUUGUAUACACUGAUCGUUCCAAAUGAAAUAAAGUAUAAGAAAUCUUAA
Oncorhynchus masou masou (cherry salmon) is the source of this 4462-nucleotide messenger RNA. Its product is annotated as rab11 family-interacting protein 2-like. Bases 512 to 2551 code for a protein of 679 amino acids. Gene Ontology annotation, biological process: regulated exocytosis. The record is from RefSeq and is a predicted model, not a curated record. Gene Ontology annotation, cellular component: intracellular membrane-bounded organelle. Gene Ontology annotation, molecular function: small GTPase binding. The transcript has 5 exons. Lineage: Eukaryota; Metazoa; Chordata; Actinopteri; Salmoniformes; Salmonidae.